This is a messenger RNA of Bicyclus anynana (squinting bush brown), 466 nucleotides long. RefSeq names its product signal recognition particle 9 kDa protein (gene Srp9). Gene Ontology annotation, biological process: negative regulation of translational elongation; SRP-dependent cotranslational protein targeting to membrane. The transcript is spliced from 2 exons. NCBI's taxonomy places the organism in Eukaryota, Metazoa, Arthropoda, Insecta, Lepidoptera, Nymphalidae. Gene Ontology annotation, cellular component: signal recognition particle, endoplasmic reticulum targeting. The record is from RefSeq and is a predicted model, not a curated record. Bases 204 to 440 code for a protein of 78 amino acids. Gene Ontology annotation, molecular function: 7S RNA binding.
AUGACAUUUAACCGAGACGUCUGCUUUGUUGAAUGUUAGCUCAAUUUUUACAUUUAAAUUUAAAUUUUUAAUAAUCACUUUUAUUGAGUAAGAAAUUGUACAUUAACUUACGUGUAUUGUCAGCCUACGAUAUUAAUUUAAAUAAGCCAAUUAGAUCACUUCUCAAAAUAAAAUAAGGUAAUUUAUAGAAAUUACCAACCAUCAUGACUUUUAUUCCUAACUGGGAAGAGUUUGAAAAGUCUGCUGAAAUGCUUUACUUGCGUGAUCCUAUAAAUACCCGGUAUUCUUUAAAAUAUUCGCAUUCAAAAGGAGUAUUUCUGGUAAAAAUCACUGACAAUAAAAAGUGUCUCCAAUACAAAACCGAAGUUCAGCAAGAUGUACGAAAAAUAGACAAAUUUAUAUCAGAUUUAAUAAGGCACAUGGCAUCAAAUGAUAAUUAAAAACUCAUUAAAAUAUUUAUGUCAAA